Molecule: messenger RNA, 2127 nt
Organism: Lodderomyces beijingensis
Lineage: Eukaryota; Fungi; Ascomycota; Pichiomycetes; Serinales; Debaryomycetaceae
Source: the annotation of a GenBank genome assembly
AUGUCCACAGGAGAUAACGUUCAAGGAGAACCAAAGUAUGUACCAUAGAAACUAGCCAUGUGGGUCUCUUUCUUUUGGCUAAUGGAUAGGGCUAUAUGGAAAAGGAAAAAAAAAAAAAAAAAAAAGAAAAACCUUGCAAGAAUAAUAUCAAAGAGAGGGUUCAUGCUGAAGGAGAGAUCAAGGCCACUCGACAUUGGGAAUGCAAUUGACCUGACCUGUCCUGACCUGUCUAGUUGUGGUGGGUCUGUAGCAAUUCAUAGAAUUUGCACCGAGGUGCGAUUUCCCUCCCUUUCCAUUCCCGUUACCCCUGGGAUACAGUUUUUCCAGCAAUUUUUUUUUUCUCCCAGCGUUUUUUAGUUCUAACCAGUGGGCGAGUGGAACAAAGACAAGAAAUAGAACCCACGGAGCAUGACAGAGGAACCAUAAAAACCAGAAAACCAAUACGGGAUAUAAAUACAACUCCAAGUUUUUUGUCCGUGAUGCCCACACAUUCACUUUUUGGUUCAUUUUUCUGGUUUUUGAUUUUUUGAUUUUUUGAUUUUUUUCAACUUGUAGGAUACCAGCAUGGCGUCACCUUCAUCCACAGCAAUCAAGAGACUUUCUGCAAUUUCCAAUCAUGUCGCCGUGAUGAGCAAUACUAACAGUCUGAUUUGUAGAGGUGAUUUCGGUUUGAUUGGUUUGGCCGUUAUGGGUCAAAACUUGAUCCUUAACGCCGCUGACCACGGCUACACUGUUGUUGCUUACAACAGAACCACCUCAAAAGUUGACCACUUUAUUGCCAACGAAGCCAAGGGCAAGUCCAUUAUUGGAGUUCACUCCAUCAAGGCAUUGGUUGACAACUUGAAGAGACCAAGAAAGAUUAUGUUGUUGGUCAAGGCUGGUGACGCUGUCGACAACUUUAUUGGCCAAUUGCUUCCUUACUUGGACAAGGGCGACAUUGUCAUUGAUGGUGGUAACUCCCACUUCCCAGACUCCAACAGAAGAUACGACGAAUUGAAGGCAAAGGGAAUCUUGUUUGUUGGUACUGGUGUUUCUGGUGGUGAAGAAGGUGCUAGAACUGGUCCAUCCUUGAUGCCCGGUGGUAACGAAGCUGCUUGGCCCGAGAUUAAAAACAUUUUCCAAGACAUUUCAGCCAAGUCAGAUGGUGAGCCAUGUUGCGAUUGGGUCGGUGAUGCUGGUGCAGGUCACUACAUCAAGAUGGUCCACAAUGGUAUCGAAUACGGUGACAUGCAAUUGAUUUGUGAAGCUUACGAUGUCAUGAAGAGAAUCGGUAAGUUUACUGAAAAGGAAAUCGCCGACGUUUUCACCAAGUGGAACUCGGGGGUCUUGGACUCAUUCUUGAUUGAAAUCACCAAGGAUAUCUUGAACUUUGACGAUCCAACCGAUAACAAGCCGGUUGUUGAGAAAAUCUUGGAUACCGCUGGUCAAAAGGGUACUGGUAAAUGGACCGCGAUCAAUGCGCUCGACUUGGGUGUUCCAGUCACCUUGAUUGGUGAAGCUGUCUUUUCUAGAUGUCUUUCAGCCUUGAAGGACGAGAGAGUCAAGGCUUCCAAGAUCUUGGAAGGUCCAGAAGUCACUGGCGAAUCCCCAAUCAAGGACAAGCAAGCAUUCAUUGAUGACUUGGAACAAGCCUUGUACGCCUCCAAGAUUAUCUCAUACGCUCAAGGUUUCAUGUUGAUGAACCAAGCUGCCAAGGACUACGGCUGGAAAUUGAACAAUGCCGGUAUCGCUUUGAUGUGGAGAGGUGGAUGUAUCAUUAGAUCCGUGUUUUUGAAAGAGAUUACUGCUGCUUACAAAGAAAACCCACAAUUGGACAACUUGUUGUUCCACCCAUUCUUCAAAGACGCCAUCACCAAGGCUCAAAAAGGGUGGAGAGCCUCGGUUGGCCACGCCAUUGCCGGCGGUGUUCCAACCCCAGCUUUCUCCACCGCAUUGGCCUUUUACGACGGUUUGAGAUCGGAAAGAUUGCCUGCUAACUUGUUGCAAGCCCAAAGAGACUACUUUGGUGCCCACACCUUCCAAGUUCUUCCAGGUAAGGAAACCAAGUUCUUGCCAAAGGACCAAUGGGUCCACGUCAACUGGACCGGUAGAGGUGGUAAUGUCUCUGCUUCCACUUAUGAUGCUUAA